Messenger RNA from Trachymyrmex septentrionalis, 2573 nucleotides. It is a transcript of the gene metro, whose product is annotated as MAGUK p55 subfamily member 7. The record is from RefSeq and is a predicted model, not a curated record. Gene Ontology annotation, molecular function: protein binding. The coding region runs from base 744 to 2552 and encodes 602 amino acids. Gene Ontology annotation, cellular component: cell-cell junction; plasma membrane. Lineage: Eukaryota; Metazoa; Arthropoda; Insecta; Hymenoptera; Formicidae. The transcript is spliced from 11 exons.
UCGGAAACGGAGCAGAGGCCAACGAAGGGUGCGCGGAGCGUAUUGUCCGCGGCGCCUUUCAACAUGGCACCGGUGCCGUGGCCGCCGCGUCGGAGAAACGUGAAGUACGUGCGAGCUUCAUCGGGGGUGCACUAGUGCACGAGAAAGGGUUUCUCAGUUGUGAACGCGUGAGAGUGCAUCUUCCGAGAGUGCGUCGGAUUUCGGAGCAGAUUUCAUACGUACGCGAAGGAGAGAGAAAUCGAAGGAGUCAGCAAGAGAGAAAGAGAGAGAGAGAGAGAAAGAGAACGAAAGGAAGGGAGGGAGAGGGAGAGAGGGAGAGAGAGAGAGAGAGAGAGAGAGAGAGAGAGAGAGAGAGAGAAAGAGAGAAUAGCGUACUAUGCCGAAGAGUCGCACGGGGCAGGGACAGCAGGCCAAUCCGGUGGCGGUCAUCCUACCCCGUGUCGAGUGACAGCUGCUUACGUAACGGAUUAUUCUCGCUAUGAUAACGACACUCCAGACAGCGCGAACGCGACACGUUGACGCGAGGAAGCGGCGGCAGCAGCAGCAGCAGCGAGACAGCAUCGUCGCCGGGAGGGCCGUCGACGCGGCGGCGACGGCGCAGCGCGCGACCCCGACAGAAAUACGCCGACCCGGAUCCCGCUAUCGCCGUCUCUGAUACCUGUCGCUUAAACGAACGCCGAGCGUCGCUACGCCCACGUCGUCCUCGCCUCGGAAACGCGGGACCGGGGUGCCAAGUGCGAAUUAUGACAGCGGCGGUCGUCAUGGAAAACGUUAACUGGGACCCCGCGUUGUCCAAGUUGCUGAACUCGCUGCAGGAGAACAAGUCGGAGAUACCCAGCUGUACCGAGGAGGAAUUUGGAUUUCUCAGUGAGCUGCUGCAGUCCAAAGAACUGAAUGCCCUGGUGCACGUUCAUAAUAAGAUCCUCAACAAUGUUAAGGAUGAUAAAUUCUUCCCCGUGCUCUCAAACUCGAUGGACAUCGAUGUCGAAGUUCUCGAUCUGUUGUCGACCAAAACGCACGUCUCGUCCGAUUGCAAAGAGCUAUUCCACUUGUUGCAGAAACCACACAUCCAGGGUCUCCUCUGUGCUCAUGAUGCGGUGGCGCAAAAGGACUACUAUCCAAGGCUACCGGAUAUUCCAUUGGAAGUAGACGAGGAUGAGGAAACGGUGAAGAUCGUCCAGCUAGUGAAAUCGAACGAGCCCCUGGGCGACGCCGGCGUUGAACCGAUCGUGGGGGCGACCAUAAAAACCUGCGAAAUCACCGGCAAGAUUGUAAUCGCACGGAUAAUGCAUGGCGGCGCAGCCGACCGAUCUGGUCUCAUCCACGUCGGUGACGAGGUCUGCGAAGUCAACGGUAUCAGCGUCGAGGGAAAGACACCUAGUUUUGUUUUACACAUUUUGCAAAAUUCAGAAGGGACAAUCACUUUUAAAAUAGUACCCGCAGAUAGCAAAAGUGGAAUCAGGGAGAGCAAGGUUCGCGUCAAAGCACACUUUUCGUAUGUGGCUGCUGACGACCCUUACAUUCCCUGUAAAGAAGCCGGAUUAGAUUUUGUCAAGGGUGAUGUUCUGCAUAUUGUCAGUCAAGAUGACGCUUAUUGGUGGCAAGCCAGACGAGAAGGUGAUAGAAAUAUGAGAGCAGGUUUGAUCCCUAGCAGAGCUCUUCAAGAACGUAGAAUUCUUCUUGAAAGGAAGGAGAAAGAGAAGGAGAAACCAGAAGAAGACAAUAUAAGCUUGUGUUCUGUUCCAGUGCCUUUGCCCGCAUUGUGCCCCCGUCCCAGUACCUCUUUGCACGCCUCGCCUACAAAGUGCAACUUGCAAGGAACUAAAACUAAAAAAAUCAUAUAUGACGCUGCAGAGAACGACGACUUCGACCGGGAAGAGGUACCGACCUACGAAGAGGUCGCGAAACUCUACCCCAGGCCGGGCCUGUAUCGGCCGGUGGUUCUCAUUGGGCCACCGGGAGUCGGUAGGAACGAGUUGAAGAGGCGGCUCAUAGCGACUGAUACCGAAAAGUACAAGACUCCUGUUCCCUACACGUCGAGGCCACCGCGACCAGGUGAAAUAAACGGCAAAGAGUACCACUUCAUGACUCGGGAGAAAAUGGAGGAGGACAUCGAGGCUGGAAAGUUCAUCGAGUAUGGCGAGUAUAAGGGAAAUUUAUACGGUACCAGUUCCGAGAGCGUCAGCUCGCUCGUGAACGCCGGAUACGUGUGCCUCUUAAGUCCUCACUAUCAAGCCCUCAAGAUGCUAAGGACACCGCAAUUGAGGCCAUACGUCAUAUAUGUGAAACCGCCGACGUUCGAAGUGCUAAAAGACACCAGAAAUGAAGCACGAGCGAGGUCGACCUUUGACGAGAGCAAUUCUCGAGGCUUCACGGACGAAGAAUUCCACGAGAUCCUGCACAGUGCAGAAAGGAUAGAGUUCUUGUAUUCUCACCUUUUCGACGAGGUGAUUGUGAACGCUGACCUUUCCAUGACAUUCGAGCAACUAAUCAACGCAAUCCAUAGAGUGGAAUCUGAGCCGCUUUGGGUACCAGCCUCGUGGGUUCAAUAAAAUGAUCCUUAAAGUUCGAGG